GUUUCUUAAAGCCUCUUGCAGCGUAUCUAUAGAGCACAGUUGUGUAAUAUGUGGAGAAUGAAGAAGAGAAGAAGAGAAAGGAAUAACUAAUGAUGAUCUGUCAAAGGUAAGACCCUGUGGGUGGAGCUCAGUAUUAGGUUUGGGGUAUUUAUUGGAGAGGACAAAGUGAAGGAGACACCGUUGCAAUGGCUCUCUACCAGUUUCUCUGGGGUUCGACCUUGAUGAUCAUUCUCUUAUCCAGAGGAUGUAAUUCAAAGCUGGCAGUAUGUGGACAGGCUGUUUUCAACACCAGAAUUGUUGGAGGUCAAGAUGCACCUCCAGGAAAUUGGCCCUGGCAGGUCAGUUUGCAGGAUGAUGGUCGUCACUUCUGUGGAGGGUCCCUGAUCACCAACCAAUGGGUUCUGACAGCCGCUCACUGCCUGAAGGAAACUGACCUUGGAACUGUAGUGCAUUUGGGCCUCCAGAGCCUGUCGGGUCCAAACUCAAACGCAGUGUCACGGAAUCUGAGUAUGAUCAAAUGCCAUCAUUUAUACGGCCUAACCAACCUCAACCGCUACGACAACGACAUAUGUCUCCUGCGGCUGUUGGAGCCUGUGACUUUUACAGACUACAUACAACCGAUCUGCUUGGCCUCAGAAAACAGCACUUUCAACACUGGGGUUAAAAGCUGGGUCACUGGUUUUGGCAUUACGGAUAAUAGUUCACUUGCUGACAUCCUACAGGAGGUAGCGGUACCGAUAGUAGGAAACAAUGAGUGCAGAUGCAACUAUGGUGAUCUUACCCAGAACAUGAUGUGUGCUGGGGUCCAAGCUGGAGGGAAGGAUUCGUGCCAGGGAGACUCAGGGGGGCCACUGGUGACCAAACAGGGGUCUGCGUGGAUCCAGGGUGGAGUUGUGAGUUAUGGUGAAGGCUGUGGCCUACCUAUGAUUCCUGGAGUUUAUACCCGCGUGUCCGAGUACCAGGAUUGGAUCAACAGCAUUAUCACUGGCAGCAGCCUUCCCAGCUUCGUUGACUACAUCUCUACAGUAGUUGAUAUUGACAAGUUCUUUCAAUGUCAAACAACAACAACAACACCACCACCACCACCAACACCACGCCCCCGAACCACCUCAACAACUGGUGGUAACAGUGUGUUUGACAGUGGUGAAAGCAUGAUCCACUUCUUCCCCUCCCCCUUACUCUGUCUUCUAGUUAUUUCGCUCUACGUCCUGAGGGAAGCAUAAACUGGAAAUGUCAAACUACAGUUUAGGGUUUCCGUACCCAAAUGUCUCAUUAACUGUGUUUGAUAUGAGCUCUCUUCUUUCAGUGUAAAAAAAAUGAAAAGUAGAAUUACAGAGCAAAAACAUUUUAGGAAUUGAAUCGCAAUAAAAUGUUGUAAUAUUCACAGA
Etheostoma cragini (Arkansas darter) is the source of this 1388-nucleotide messenger RNA. RefSeq names its product serine protease 27-like. The record is from RefSeq and is a predicted model, not a curated record. The coding region runs from base 186 to 1223 and encodes 345 amino acids. Gene Ontology annotation, molecular function: serine-type endopeptidase activity. NCBI's taxonomy places the organism in Eukaryota, Metazoa, Chordata, Actinopteri, Perciformes, Percidae. The transcript has 6 exons. Gene Ontology annotation, biological process: proteolysis.